AUGACUACAAAGACCGCAGUAGAUAUGUCAAAAAAGAGGUCAACAAUGAGUAAAUCUCCGACUAAUGCCUAUAGAAGUAAACCUACUUCACCUACUCCAAAAGGUUCUCAAACUCCUAGAAGGUCUCAUACACCAAUAAGUUCUCAUACCCCAAAGAGACCGAGCAGAUUUCGGGAAGCUUCUCCAACCUUAUCUGAAAAAACUGAUCCUGAUUCUGAAAAAAGUUCAUCGAUUAUAUCUCCAAUAGAAGAAAUUGACCAUCAUGGAUCCAUUGAACAAGCAAUAAAAUCAAUAGAAGAACAACUAAAAUUACAACAGCAAAAAUUUGCUAAAAGAUUAUUAUCUAGACAACACAGACCAGUAGAAUAUAGAAAUGAUACUUCUGCUCCUCCUGUGAAAAGCUCCAGCGGUAGGUCAAGGACUGAACCCUUUCCGCAAAUGUCUUAUUCAGGGAAGCCAAUGAAAGUACAAACACUACCUUCGAACUCUCAAACGAAAAAAGUUGCACCAAAAACUGUUGCACAAAUUAAAAAUAUUUGCACUUGUGGCGAUCCUAAUAGUCCUUGGUGUCAUGUUUGCGAACUACGAAGAUUUAAAUCUGCAUUUCCAAAAUGGACUAGCGGUAAUAAGAUAGUUGAUAACUUUAUCAGAGAAACUCAAUUAAAUAGUUCAUCUGAGUUGAAUUAUCUUGAAUGGAUAACAUACGAUCGAUUUAGAGAGAUUAAAGCUAUUGGUGAUGGAACUUAUGCAAAGCUGUCUUCAGCUGUAUGGCUGGAUGGUCCGCGAAUUUUACCUGAUGAAAAAAAGAAAUUUAAGAGAGAAAUUCGGAAAAAAGUUAUUCUAAGAGAACUACACAAUUCUCAACAAAUAACAGAGUCUUUCUUUAUUAAUUCCGAAUUUGCUCUUGCUGAAAACUGGCGCUCUCAUAAAGCUCAUGCUCAAAGUUCUCAGGAAGAAGAAAAAAUACAUCCAUUAGCAUUUUAUAAUAGUCAAGAUUUUGAUUUUAGUGAAUUACAGUCUUCACAAGUGGUGAGAUACGGUUCUCCGGAUGUUGACGUUAAGUGCGAUACGCCACCUUCUGAGACUGAGAACACAUUUGAACCACCACAAUCACCAACCGAAAGCAAUAAAUUGGAUUUAGUUUUGUAUCUUGUUGCCUGGAAAAGUAUUCUCAUGUAG
Dentiscutata erythropus is the source of this 1179-nucleotide messenger RNA. Lineage: Eukaryota; Fungi; Glomeromycota; Glomeromycetes; Diversisporales; Gigasporaceae. The record is from the annotation of a GenBank genome assembly.